Messenger RNA from Sinocyclocheilus rhinocerous, 2001 nucleotides. RefSeq names its product ATP-binding cassette sub-family D member 2-like. The coding region runs from base 157 to 2001 and encodes 614 amino acids. Gene Ontology annotation, biological process: very long-chain fatty acid catabolic process; long-chain fatty acid import into peroxisome; peroxisome organization. Gene Ontology annotation, molecular function: ATP binding; ABC-type transporter activity; long-chain fatty acid transmembrane transporter activity. NCBI's taxonomy places the organism in Eukaryota, Metazoa, Chordata, Actinopteri, Cypriniformes, Cyprinidae. Gene Ontology annotation, cellular component: peroxisomal membrane. The transcript is spliced from 7 exons. The record is from RefSeq and is a predicted model, not a curated record.
GGAAACGUCUUACAUAGCGGUGCAGCUUCAACCUUACGGCACCAUGAUUAUAAGUAUAUAUAUUCUCUGUUUAAGACAUUGAGUGACCCUAUGGAUGUAAUUUGGAACAAACUGAAGAUUGCAAACUACUUAUUUUUGUAAAAGCAGGAUUAAAAAAUGAGCAACAUCCUCCAUGCAGCAUCAAAAGUGAGAUGGAAUCAGAGCACUGCGGCGAAAAGAGCGGUGUUCCUGGCGGCCGCCGCAUACGGAGCGAAGACGCUUUACCCCAUCAUCUGCAAACAAAUAAAUCAACGGAAAACAACCAAGAACAACACGUCUGCACCGGGACAUGAGAAUGGAUUGAUAUCUGCUCCUAAAGCUACACCAGAGACUGCUUCUAGCCUUAGUAAAUCACCCGGCGUCAAUGCGGAAUUCUUCAAGCAGGUUCUUGAACUGGUUCAAAUCGUGUUCCCGAGGUUUGUAACUAAAGAACUGGGUUUACUAUGUUUACAUUCACUAGCUCUGAUUUCAAGGACGUUUCUGUCUAUUUAUGUGGCAGGUUUGGAUGGUAAAAUCGUGAAAACGAUCGUAGAGAAGCAGCCGCGGAGCUUCAUGAUCAAACUGAUGAAAUGGCUUCUGAUCGCCAUCCCGGCCACAUUUGUCAACAGCGCGAUCCGCUAUCUGGAGUGCAAGCUCGCGCUCGCGUUCCGCACGCGUUUGGUGGAUCAUGCUUAUAAAACGUAUUUCACCGAUCAGACCUAUUAUAAGGUCAGCAACAUGGACGGGAGGCUGGCGAACCCGGACCAGUCUCUAACCGAGGAUGUGAUGAUGUUCUCGCAGUCCAUUGCGCAUCUGUACUCAAACCUCACCAAACCCAUCCUGGACGUGAUACUGACUUCAUAUACCUUAAUACAGACUGCGAGAUCUCGGGGUGCGAACGCAACCGGACCCACUCUCUUAGCGGGUCUGGUGGUGUUCGCCACGGCGAAGGUCCUGCGCGCUUGCUCGCCGAGGUUCGGUAAGCUGGUGGCGGAGGAGGCGCACAGGAAGGGCUACUUGCGUUAUGUGCACUCCAGAAUCAUAGCCAAUGCAGAGGAGAUCGCCUUCUAUAGGGGACACACGGUGGAGAUGAGGCAGCUGCAGAAGUGUUAUAGUGCCCUGGCGGAGCAGAUGAACCUCAUUCUAUCAAAACGUCUGUGGUACAUCAUGAUUGAACAGUUCCUCAUGAAGUACGUCUGGAGUGGAAGUGGCCUUGUUAUGGUGGCAGUGCCCAUUAUCACUGCCACUGGCUUUGCUGACAACAAGCUGGCUGACGGUCAGACGCAAGUGUUGGUGAGUGAACGAACAGAGGCCUUUACAACAGCUCGCAAUCUACUGGCCUCAGGGGCUGAUGCCAUUGAAAGGAUCAUGUCUUCUUAUAAAGAGGUCACCGAGUUGGCUGGCUACACGGCACGUGUGCACAACAUGUUCUUGGUAUUUGACCAAGUCCAGAGGGGAAUAUACAAACGUUCAUCUGCCGUCUCGACCGCAGGGGAGAUGAUAAGCGGGGAUGAUAACCGACCUGAGAUGCACAUCGAUGGGCCUCUGGAAAUCAAAGGUCUAAUGAACGUAGCACCAUACAUGUCCAUCGGAACGUUACGGGACCAGGUCAUCUACCCCGACUCUCUAGACGACAUGCAUGACAAGGGUUACAGAGACAAGGACCUGGAAGUUAUUCUGGACAUUGUCAAUCUAAACCACAUUGUUACCCGGGAAGGAGGGUGGGAUGCUGAGCUGGACUGGAAAGAUGUUCUUUCUGGAGGCGAGAAAUACCACACACACCUGCUGCAGUUUGACGGGGAGGGCGGCUGGCGGUUCGAGCAGCUGGAUACGGCCACACGGCUCUCACUGACGGAGGAAAAGCAACGCUUGGAGUCUCAGCUCGCAGGCAUCCCUAAGAUGCAGCUCAGACUGAAUGAACUGUGUAAGAUCUUGGGCGAAGAUUCGGUUCUAAAGACGGUGGAGAACAAGGAUGAGGACUGA